UUUUCCCUCGUGUUAUUUUUUUUUUUGGGGGGUUCGGAAAACGUGCGUCGACGUCGACAGCGACUGAAAAACGGCGACUGAAAACGGCGACGAUGUAAAAUUUUAUUACCCCAAACGCAUCGAGCAGUCGGGUUUUGGACGUCCGGACUUCACCGCCGCCUCGCUGCGACGACAGACUUUUAUUGCAGCGACUGCCAUAUAGAGUGGGUACAGAUUCCAUGGUCAGGCCCGGAGAUCCCAAAAACUUUCUGAAGACGGACACAAACUUUUUCCAGAGCGCGGCAUAAAAGUGCAAAAGUUUUUGUUCGGCAGCGCCACAAACUAAAAGAAACUUCGCCGCCACCGCCGCCGCCGCCGCGAAACCCCCCCACUUUAAAAAACAAAAAGCCAAAAACAAAAUACUAAAUACAAAAUACAAUAAAAAGAAUAACCAGUGCAAUGCAAUGCAAACAAAAAAAGAGAAACCCAAGAGUAUAAUAAACAAAUACUAAAAAGUGCGUGGUCUAAUUGAUAUCAAGUAUACGCCUCGUAAGCCGGCUUAAGUUUACCAAAACUCUAAACAUUCAUUCGUAAAUAUCACCGCCGUCGUCGUCGCGUUGACAAAAACGGAGCUGAAAAGCCGUAAAGUCGGAAAAGCCACCGGGAAGAUGGCGCUGUCCAAGCGUCCCCUCACCAAGGACACGCCCUUGUCCGAGAAUAAUGGGAACCACACGGGCAACGGCAACGGUAAUGGUGACCACGAGACCUCCAUCAAGCGGCGCAAGCGUUGCAGUCGCGACGAGGACUCCACUCUGAGCUCCAACAACAACAACAAUAAUAACAAUAACAAUACGAACAACAAUAACAAUAGCAAUAGUAACAACAACAACUUGCCGCAGAAGAAACGCAAACAGGGACACAUUGCCGAUAGUCCGGAGAGUCCCACCUGCGGUUCCCUCCUGCUGCCCACACCCACACCCACUCCCACGGCCACUCCCACAGCCACGCCCACAUCCGCCGGCAAAGGCAACACGGAUGCGGAUCAGGACGAUGAGGCACUCAUCCGCGAGACACAGGCCGCCCUGAAGAGCCUCUCGGGCAGCUGGCCCUCCGAUUCGCGCGGCAAUCUCUAUCGGCUGCAGGAACAGGACGAAAACCCACCGCCCUUCCAGAAUCUGUUCGAGGAGAAGCAAAAGUAUGUGGCCAUCGGCCAUGCCAUCGACAGCAGCUCAACCAAUCCCACAAAUCCCACGCUCUUCUCACGUUUCCACAGACAAAAGGAGAACGACCAGGCGCGUCUGAAUGCCAGUGGCAAUGUCCACAAUGUCCACAAUGUCCAUAGUGUCCACUUGGAGCGCGGCAAGAAGUCGCCCGAUCGGUUGGAGGAUCACGAACUAGAGGACACCUCGUCCUCCGCCUCAGGACAAGGGGUGUAUGCCCAAGCGGCCUCGGCCUUCAAGCCGCCCAUCGAUAUCAUCAAACGAAAUUAUGUGGCCGCCGCCCAUGCCCAUUAUAGUGCCUAUAAUGCGGCCGCUGCAGCGGAAUCGGCCGCCGGAUUGGCCUAUUACGGCUAUGCUGCCGCUGCUGUCGCCAGUCAGCAGCAACACCAGCAGCAGCAACAGCAACAGCAACAGCAACAGCAACAACAACAGCAGCAACAACUCAGUACCGCCUUCGAUAUUGCCAGCCAGUUGGGCGAAAAGCAACAGCAACGGCCCAAGGAACCGAUGGCCGAUGGCAAACAGUAUACGAUCCUCCAGCCGGCGGGCAUUGGCAGUCGGGCUGCGUCCGUGAUGCAGGACAUUGCGUCGCGCGAGGGCGUUGUCGGGGUGCCCCUGGUGGCCACGCCCCCAUCGACGGCGGCCAACAGUCCGGCGGCGGCAGCUGGAUCCUCGUCGACUCCUUCGACACCGGCGCCCAGUUACUCGCCGGGCAGCCAGAAUCGCGCCGGCGAUCUGGAGAAGCACGAGAAGGAGCUGCAUCCGCUGGACAAACUGAAGCUGGCCUCCAAUCACUAUCUCAACAACAACAACAGCAGCUGCGUUAACAACAACAACAGCACGACGAAUCUUGGUGGCAGCACGGCGACGACAACGACGAUGCCGAUUAUCAAAUCGGAGUACAGUCCCGUAGCCAGCAUCAAAUCGGAGUAUAAUAAGAGCCCCAUGCACUCGUAUCUGUCGGGCGAAGCGGCCGCGCCCGCCCCCGCCGCCCCCUCAUCGGCGAGCGCCGCCCAAGCGCCGCGUUCCGGAUCCACGAGCGGUACAGGAUCGACCUCGAACGGAGGUGAGAACAACCUGCACGCCCCCCACUUGAGUCGCUUCGUUGGGCUGCAGAGUCCGCCGCACCAGCCACAUCUCAAUCCCCACGGACACCACCAGCAGCAGCAGCAGCAACAGCAACAGCAGCAACAACAGCAGCAGCAGCAACAACAGCAGCAACAACAGCAACACACGCUGCACCAGCAGAGAGGACCCUUCAUAGAGGGUAAUGAUGUACCCGAUCCCUCGGCCACUUAUCACUCGGAACACCAGCAGCAGCAGCAACAGCAACAGCAGCAACAGCAGCAGCAGCAACAGGCCGACGAGCGACAGCAGCAAUAUGAGCAGAUGCGCUAUGCCCAAAGUCAUGUGAGCGUUGGUCCCAGUGGGGAGUUGAUGGCGCCCAACGGUGGGGAAUUGUCACCGGGAACGGCGAGAAGCGCCUAUGAAGCGCAUCCCGGACAUCCGCAUCCGCAUCCCGGCCAUCCCGGGCAUCCGCAUCCGCAUCCGCCCGUCUCGCUGAGCUCCCUCAGCUCGCCAGCGUUCACAGUGGAUGCGGUGAGCGCAGCAGCGGCCAGCGGAGCGGGCUUCGAGCGGUACGACCCCAGCAGCGUCUGCUGUCCCAGCAACGGGGGUCAAAGGGCAUCGGCGGCCACAGCGGCGACGGCGGCCACAGCAGCGGCCGCCUACCACUAUCUGCCGCAAACCACCGACGAGAUGCAGGCCCAGCAGCAGAAGUAUCUGCAGGAGCAGCAGCUAAUGUUGGCCAAGGCGGAGCACGAGGAGCUGGCCAACGGGGGUCAGCCCCUGUAUCCGCGGCCCAUGUACCACUACGAUCCCACCAUGGGACCUCUGCCGCCGGGCUUCUCGGCCAUCAAUCUGUCGGUGAAGAUGGCCGCCGCCCAGGCAGCCGCUGCUGCCGCCGCCUACCAGAACCAGCAGCAACAGCAACAGCAGCAGCAGCAACAGCAGCAGCAACACCACCAGCAGCAACAGCAACAGCAGCAGCAGCAACAGCAGCAGCAGCACGGCAAACAGAGCAGCUCACCCGCCCCAAAUGUGGGCGGUGGUGGUGUGCCGGCGGUGGAUCUCAGUGGCUCCACCUCGGUGACGAGCAGCAGUCCGCACGGUUUCAAUUCGCCAGCCUCGCACAACCAGUACACCGCCCAGCGGAUGGGCAACGGCAGUCCACAGCCAGGAGCCAGUCCCAACAUAGCCAGUCCCCAGGUGCCGAGUCCCCAGGGUCAAACGUUGGACCUCAGCGUCACCCGCUUACCCCACAGCAUUAUCACGAGUCCACAGUACGGCGCCGAUGGCCUGGUGGUGGGUCAUGCCCAGGGAUUCGUGAGUGGGGCGACAGGACCUCUGGGUCCCGGCAAUGGCGGACCGCCGCGAUCGCCGCAAAUGGAACCAGUGGACUUCAGCGGACCCCCGCGACCCCUGGGCUUUGGUCUGGUGGGCCACAUCAGCGGUCCGCGACCUUACAGCCGCGAAUCCACGCCGGACAGCGGCGGCUCUCACUAUAUCGAAACGUAUCGGGAUCCCAGUGGCUACUCCCCGCACCCCGGUUACGGGAUGGUGGUGCAGUCGGACUAUCCGCCAGCCGGAUACCACGGCUACGGCCCGGCGGCGUACCAGUGCAGCAAUCCGUACGCCACGGCCGUCGGCCCCGGUGGCUAUCCCACGCCCGUCUCCGGCGGAUACUCGCCCAGUCCGGCCACCUGCUACUCGAUGCCACCGCCGCAGCACAUCCCGCAGCACGACAAGUCCAAGGACGGAUUGACGGGCUGCUCGCGCUCGGACCGCAACCAUCUGCAAUCGCACUCGCAGGAGCUAAAGUGCCCCACGCCCGGAUGCGAUGGCUCCGGACACGUGACCGGGAACUACUCGUCCCAUCGCAGCCUCUCCGGCUGUCCCAGGGCCAACAAGCCCAAGAGCAAGCCGCGCGAUGGCCAGGACUCGGAGCCCCUGCGGUGUCCCAUCCCUGGAUGCGAUGGUUCCGGCCACUCCACCGGCAAGUUCCUCUCCCACAGAAGCGCCUCGGGCUGCCCGAUCGCCAAUCGCAACAAGAUGCGAGUUCUGGAGGCCGGCGGCACUGUGGAGCAACACAAGGCCGCAGUGGCAGCUGCCACCGCCAUGAAGUUCGAUGCCUGCACCACGGUGGGCAGCCAGGGCAUCAAGAAGCCAAAGUUCGAUGAGGUCACCAUGGUCUAUCCCAAGGGUUAUACAGGCGGCAGCGGUCUGGACAUCGUCAUGGGCGGCGUAGGGAGCAGUGUCGGCGUGGGACUGGGCCUCAAUGUCGGCAUCGGGGUCACCAGCAGCAGCAGCAGCGGCAGUACCGGCGGCGGCAACAACAACUCCAGCGGCAGCAGCAACACCAGCGGAACCGACAAGAAUCCGAAUCCAUCGGGCGGGGGAGGAGGAGGAGGUCCCUCCUCGGGGGCCACUGGCAGCGACGAUCUCAACACACUGGAGGCCGAGAUCUCGGAGCUGCAGCGGGAGAAUGCCCGCGUGGAGUCGCAGAUGAUGCGGCUCAAGUCGGACAUCAAUGCCAUGGAGUCGCAGCUGAGCACCAGCGAUCGGGAGGCUUCUCCACUGAGCGGCCACCAGCAGCAGCAGCAGCUCCCCCGCUCCUCGGUGGCUUUGGCCUCGCCCAGCGGUCAAUCGCCAUUCGCCAGUGUCAGUUCCACCAGUGGCACCACCGUCGGCGGCGGGGCAGGGGCAGGCGCCAAUGGCGGCAGCAGCAACUCCGGAGGCAGCACCACCAAUGCCAACGAUCUGAACCACUCGAUCAGCAAUUUGGCACCCAGUUCCGGCAGCAAUCCGAACCUCCAGCCUCUGGAUGGUGGUGCCCCACCCAAUGCCAAUCUGAACAACUACUACGAGAGCCUGCGGAACAAUGUGAUCACGCUGCUGGAGCAUGUGCGUCUGCCACCGCCGCCACCUCCUCCGGGCGGUUCGGCCACUCCCAGUUCCUCGGCCGCAUCGGUGGUCCAUCAUGGGCUGGAUAAUGUGUGUGGUGGUCAGCUGGUGACCGGGGGAUCCCUGGUGGGUGGCGACCAUGCUGCCGCGUACUCCACACUCCUGCCGCCGCCACCACCACCUCCGUCGUCGGGUGGCUCGGCUCCGGGUGGUGGUGGCAUGUACGGAGGAUCCGGUGGUCUCCAUCAGGCAGCCAACUCCAGCAACCACAGUGGUGGCCUGUCAUCCGGCGGGGCAGUGGGACCGCCUCCAGUGCCGCCGCCACACCAUCAUCCCUACACGGUCCACCAUCCCGUCGGCUAUGCCCAUCCGCAUGCCCAUCCGCAUGCACAUCCGCAUCCGCACGAGCACUUCGACUCGUACAUCUCGAAGCUGCAGUCGCUGUGCGUGCCCCCAGAUGUCUAUGCCCUGCCCGAGGAUGCGGAACGGCCCGUCUACAACUCGGUGAAGCCCACAAUGCACCAGGACUACGGCAAGCUGAUGCCGACGCCCAUCUAAGACCCUGAGAAUCAAAAGCCCAGCACUGGUGACCCCAAACUGAAACAGAGCCACAUCCCGUCCAGGGCUCAAAACAAGUGUAAAUACUCAAAAAAAAGAUGAGACAGCAGUGAAAAAACUGGAGCUAUUCAUAGGCCUGACUUUAAGGCAGACUAUACAAAUUAAAGAAAAUAAAAACUGGGGGACAGAGUGUCGGUCGGGGUCACCCGACCUUCAUGCUCAAGGCCCCAUUAGUACUUAACAUAAUGCUAGUUAUUAGGUCUAGAACACUAACCAUUUAGUUGGUCGGGGCAAUGCUAGUCCCAAGUCUUAGUGCUUAGAACUGUUCCACGUCCUAGAUCCUAGACGCUUUCGUCGUGUGUUGAUAGCAACUCUGUAUAAAAACCAAGAAGGGAAAACCAAAUAUAAGUGUGUAAUUGGAUUAUAAAUUGCAAUUUUUUUUUGUCUGUAUCAAAUACUAAAACUAGAAGUUAUAGAUAUCUAUAUAAAUAUAUAUGAAAUAUUGAUUUAACUGUAGGGCAUUUGUUUGGUGUUAAUGUCUGGUCAAUUUUUUGCAUACGGAACACGAGAUGUUCGCAACUACUUAAUAGUCCCUAUCCGAAAUCCACGUAGUACCCUCUAGCCCAUAAUAUCCCCGCAGGCUAAGUUUAGUUUAGUGGCAAAGUCGAACACCAAAAGUGGAAGAACGAAGUAUAAUACGACAUAUAGACAUGCAAAUAUAAUCAGUACUAAACUUAGUGGAUGUAAUCGUACGAUUUUUUUUUGUUUUUUUUGUGUAAUUGUAAUAUUGAAAAUGUAAUAGUAAUAUCAAGCGAAUAUCUAAAACUAUAAUGGGUAAGUGUGUGAAAGAAAGUGAGAACUUUGGCAAAACGAGGUGGCAAAACAUACAUAUAAUCGGGAGAACAAAGCACGAGUACAUUUGCAGAUUAUAUCAGUAUGUGAGUGUAUAUGUAUGUCUGCUUAUCUGUAGGAUCGUAAGUUUUAAUGUUACCCCUUACGAAACCGGGCAAGAGGCAUUAACCAAAACCCCAAAAACAAAACCGAAGAAAUAGAUUAAAAUUCAGUGCAAUACAUUCAACCAAAUGAUGGCAGAACGAAAAACCAAAAUCGUAAUAAACUAAUUGUGUAAGCUUAAGUAAAAAAAGUAGUUGAACAAAAAGUAACGUUUUUUUUUUGUAUCAUCAUACGUCUAAUCUUAAACCUAACUAUAACUAAAUAAAAAAGAAAUAACUCGUAGAACGGAGAAAAAGGAACCCCAAAAACCGCAAGGUAAUUUAGACGAAUUUUAAAAGAAAAACCAAAUGGAAAAAGUUGAAAACAAAAAAAUGAGUGGCGAAAUGCGAAAGAGUAUGAAAAUAAAUAGCAGGCUUAACAAAAAUCAUUGUACUAAAUGAAGUAAUACAUUACGAUGAUUAAAAUAAUUAAACUAAACUAAAUAUAAAUCUAAAAUAUAUAUAUAUAAUAUAAUAUUGUAUUGUAUGACAAGAAAAAAUUCUGUAAUUUA
Messenger RNA from Drosophila rhopaloa, 7224 nucleotides. RefSeq names its product DNA N6-methyl adenine demethylase. Gene Ontology annotation, biological process: regulation of transcription by RNA polymerase II. Lineage: Eukaryota; Metazoa; Arthropoda; Insecta; Diptera; Drosophilidae. Gene Ontology annotation, molecular function: RNA polymerase II cis-regulatory region sequence-specific DNA binding; DNA-binding transcription factor activity, RNA polymerase II-specific; zinc ion binding. The transcript has 10 exons. The record is from RefSeq and is a predicted model, not a curated record. Bases 648 to 5720 code for a protein of 1690 amino acids. Gene Ontology annotation, cellular component: nucleus.